UCUCUCUCCCCUCCUAAAUCCAUAUUCCAUCAUCAUCAUCAUCUUUUCCUUCUUCUUCUUCUUCUCCACCCACACGCAUACACACCUCCUCCCAAUUCCCAAUUUGGAGCUCCCUCCUCCCUUCCAUGGCCGCCGCCGCCGCCGCCGUUGUCGCCGCCGGCCGUCCUCCGCCGCCGCCGCCUCGGAGGAGCUCCGCCGCCGCUCGCGCUGGAGCCUCGCACUCUCUCUCCUCUCCUCUCUUUCUAGUUCCCAGGAGGAAUGUGAUAGCUUCAAUGCUAUCGAGUCUCGUUUUCGCGCCCAUCGCACGCCACGAAAUCGCAAUCGCCGACGCCUCCUCGUUCGGAUUCAGAGAGUACAUCGACAACUUCGACGGCUACACCUUCUUGUACCCGAAGAGCUGGAUCCAAGUCCGCGGUGCCGGCGCCGAUAUCUUCUUCAGGGACCCUUAUGUUCUCGACGAGAACUUGUCGGUGGACAUAUCGUCUCCCUCGUCUUCCAACUAUAGAAGCGUCGAAGAUCUCGGGACCCCGGAAGCUGCCGCGGAGAAGGUUUUAAAGCAGUACCUGACUGAGUUCAUGUCGACGAGAUUGGGCGUUCGGCGCGAGUCCAACAUCUUGUCUACGUCGUCGAGAGUUGCGGAUGAUGGAAAGGUUUACUAUCAAGUUGAGGUGAACAUAAAGUCGUAUGCGAGCAAUAACGAAUUGGCCGUUAUGCCGCAAGAUAGGGUGCAGCGGCUCGAAUGGAACAGGCGAUACUUGUCGGUUCUCGGCGUCGAGAACAAGCGGCUGUACGAGUUAAGAUUACAAUCCCCUGAAGAUGUGUUCCGCGAGGAGGAGAAGGACUUGCGCGAAGUCAUGGACUCGUUUCGGGUUGUGAAGGCGAUCGAUUGAGAGCAACAACACUCUUGUGAUUUAGAAUAGGAAAAAGAAAAAGGACAAACGAAAAUAGUGCGCGGCGUAAUAGAGGAGGUUAGAUUGUUUUCAAUCUGCAGUUGUUGAUGAGUUUGAUCUCCUUUUGUGCAGCUCAAAAGAUACUUAUUUCCAGUUCUAAUCACCACUUAUGAUCUGAAAUUGUCUGGUCGUUAUUAAUCAUACCACUACCACUAGGAUGUAUCCCGACACUGAUGAGCAGUAGAAUCAAUUCAGAAUCAUUGUUUAUCGUUU
Messenger RNA from Ananas comosus (pineapple), 1163 nucleotides. Its product is annotated as psbP domain-containing protein 1, chloroplastic. The transcript has 3 exons. Bases 126 to 890 code for a protein of 254 amino acids. Gene Ontology annotation, molecular function: calcium ion binding. Gene Ontology annotation, cellular component: photosystem II oxygen evolving complex; extrinsic component of membrane; photosystem II. NCBI's taxonomy places the organism in Eukaryota, Viridiplantae, Streptophyta, Magnoliopsida, Poales, Bromeliaceae. Gene Ontology annotation, biological process: photosynthesis. The record is from RefSeq and is a predicted model, not a curated record.